AUGUCCACCUCCGAGAAAGAUGUCAAGGCCGGCGUAGCUCCCGACCCUUCUAUUGAGGUCGAAUACGCGAGCGACCAUGAUAGAAGCGGCUUUGACCAGGCCGCCACCAAGAGACUUAUUCGAAAGAUUGAUUGGACUCUGAUUCCAUUCCUUGCCUUGUUGUAUUUGCUGUCCUUCUUGGACCGCACCAACAUCGGUAAUGCUCGGCUGGCCCAUAUCGAGAGGGAUCUCGGCAUGAGCGGCCUUGAUUACAACGUGGCUCUGUCUGUGUUCUUCCCCUGGUAUGUCGCCGCCGAGAUACCCUCCAACUUGGCCAUGAAGCGCUUCCGGCCUUCGAUAUGGAUCCCUUCCAUCAUGAUCGCUUGGGGUGUCUGCUGCACCCUUAUGGGUGUUGUUCACAACUACCCGGGUUUGUUGGCCGCUCGCAUGGCUCUCGGCCUCGCCGAGGGUGGUUUGUUCCCGGGUAUCACCUACUACAUCACCAUGUGGUACCGACGCCACGAAUGCGGUCUUCGCAUGGCCAUCUUCUUCUCUGCUGCAACUGCUGCCGGUGCUUUUGGAGGCCUUCUUGCUCGAGGAAUAGUUGAGAUGGAUGGAGUUGGAGGCAGACCCGGUUGGGCUUGGAUCUUCAUCUUAGAAGGAAUCCUCACUCUCGCUGUCGCUAUCGCCGCCUUCUUCAUCAUGAAUGACUACCCUGCCACUGCAAAGUUCCUCACCGUUGCCGAGAAGGAGGAGGUCACUCGUCGCCUGGAACAGGAUCGGUCUGCUCUUGCCGAUGAGUUUAGCAUGGUCUACUUCAAGGAUGCCCUGAGGGACUGGAAGAUUUGGGUGCACAUGUUCAUCACCAUCGGAAUCUACACCCCGCUAUACUCCUACUCCCUCUUCCUCCCAACCAUUGUUAGCGGACUCGGAUAUGCCAACGAGACGGCCCAGUUGAUGACCGUACCACCGUACAUCGUGGCCUGCGUAUGCUGCAUCGGCGGCGGUUGGCUGGCUGAUCGUCACCAACAGCGUGGUAUCUACAUGAUCUUCUUCUGCCUGGUAGGCAUUGCUGGCUUCAUCAUGCUACUCUCUUCCCAGAGCAACGGUGUCAAAUAUGCCGGUUGCUUCUUCGCUGCCUCCGGUAUCUACCCCAAUGUCCCCCAGGGAGUUGCGUGGAACGGCAACAACAUUGGAGGCUCCGUCAAGCGAGGCGUCGGUAUCGCUAUGCACGUCGGUUUCGGCAACCUUGGUGGUGCCAUCGCCGGUUUCCUUUAUCAGGCAAAGGACAAGCCGCACUACUACCCCGGCCAUGGCACACUCUUGUCGACGUUAACCAUGUCCAUGUGUCUUUCCACCUUCAUGACUAUCUACUUGCGCCGCGAGAAUGCUCGCCGGGAUCGCGAGUACAAGGACCCUGCUCAGUACACAACCGAGGAGAAGGCCGCUGAGCGUCACAGGGGCGACAACGCCACCUUUUUCCGAUACACUGUCUAG
This is a messenger RNA of Colletotrichum graminicola M1.001, 1476 nucleotides long. RefSeq names its product major facilitator superfamily transporter. Lineage: Eukaryota; Fungi; Ascomycota; Sordariomycetes; Glomerellales; Glomerellaceae. Gene Ontology annotation, molecular function: transmembrane transporter activity. The transcript is spliced from 6 exons. Bases 1 to 1476 code for a protein of 491 amino acids. Gene Ontology annotation, biological process: transmembrane transport. Gene Ontology annotation, cellular component: membrane. The record is from RefSeq and is a predicted model, not a curated record.